This is a messenger RNA of Anguilla anguilla (European eel), 3339 nucleotides long. Its product is annotated as immunoglobulin superfamily member 21-like. Gene Ontology annotation, cellular component: adherens junction. Lineage: Eukaryota; Metazoa; Chordata; Actinopteri; Anguilliformes; Anguillidae. The coding region runs from base 673 to 2091 and encodes 472 amino acids. Gene Ontology annotation, biological process: homophilic cell-cell adhesion; heterophilic cell-cell adhesion. The transcript is spliced from 10 exons. The record is from RefSeq and is a predicted model, not a curated record.
UGAAGUUGCGUUAACUUGGGGACGCUCAGGGGAGAUAUUAGAUUGUGUAGUGACAAGUAACUCUUCAGGUUUAUUGCCUUUACUUGGGCACUGGUUUGCAGCGUAGUAGGUUAUAAUGGUCUUAAAAACCUUUUCACAGAGGAAGAACAAAAUCCAACAGGAAUAAAUCGGCUUAGUGGGUAGAAUUAGAGGAGAAGGGUUUGGAGCCAGGGUAGGAUUAAGGAAAAUUGUGCGAAAUAAAGAGAGAGUGAGCAGGAGUAAAUGCGUGUGCGUGUUCGUAUGACCAACUGAGGGCGGUCGGGCGAGAGGAGGGAGAGAGAGAGGAUGAGUAUUGAGUGAAGAGCAUAGAUUUUCAUCACAAUCUGUUUCUGUUUUUUAAUCCUAAACCGCUGCAGCACUACAAGCCGCACGUUCUGUGGAGGAAACGUUUUCUAAAGCGCGCUUUAGCCUAUUUGUUUUCGUUAAUUGGGAGUCCGUGUCCGUUGUUGCAUGAAUUGAAGCGAUUAUUAAUUUCGUCCAGUUCCACUUCCUAUCACAUCCAAAUUGCACCAUGAGCAGUUUCUGGGGACCACCCGAGCUUGCACCUCUGGAAUGGUGGGGGUUACGCAGCCGAGGAAAGGCGAGCAACUAAACGCUGAUGGAGUUUGGGAUUUAUUGUAAAAUACAGGAAAGAUGACCGUCUUUUCAUUGUGUUUCCUCUUGUGCGCGGAACUACUGGAUUCAGCCGUCGGAUACCUGACCGUGACCAUCGAGCCCAUUCCCCCUGUUGUUGUGGGAGAGACCGUGACGCUAAAGUGCAACUUCAAAACCGACGGCAGGCUGCGAGAGAUCGUCUGGUUCCGGGUGAUGGACGGGGGCACGCUUAAGCAGAAGAUUUUUACAUAUGAUGCCAUGUUCAACACCAAUUACUCCCACAUGGAGGACUACCGGAGACGCGAAGACCUGGUGUACCAGUCAACCGUCAGGCUGCCGGAGGUACGGAUCUCUGACAACGGGCCGUACGAGUGCCACGUGGGCAUCUACGACCGAGCGACCAGGGAGAAGGUGGUCCUGGCUUCGGGGAACGUCUUCCUGAAUGUGAUGGCACCUCCUAAGGCCAUCUCUGUGGUUGCAGCAGACACCCCUGCCCCGUUCAGUCGGUACCAGGCACAGAACUUCACCCUGAUGUGCAUCGUAUCUGGUGGAAAACCCGAACCAACGGUGUACUUUAAGCGGGACGGGGAGCUCAUAGACGUUAUUCCGUACGCCCAGCCCCCAGCUGCAGGGGAGAGCGGGGGCUCGGCGGGGGUCAGGGGCGCCAGGCCGCUAAUCAGCCGCGACCUGGACGACACCAAGAUGCAGCGGUCCCUGUCCCUCCUGGACCUGGACGGGAAGGCCGCCCGCUCGUACACGGAGGGCCCCGCCCGCGGCUUCACCCCGGGCGCGCCGGGCUCGGAGCCCAGCCCCGCCACCGAGACCAUCCCGGAGACGGUGGUGAGCCGGGAGUUCCCGCGCUGGGUCCAGAGCUCCGACCCGCUCUACUACUUCAGCACGGCCCACCUGCCCCAGAGCGACGGCACGGUGGAGGUGCGCGCCAUGCUCACCUGGACGCUCAACCCCCAGCUGGACAACGACGCCCUGUUCAGCUGCGAGGUCAAGCACCCCGCGCUCUCCAUGCCCAUGCAGGCGGAGGUCACGCUAGCGGCUCCCAAAGGCCCCAAACUCCAGAUGACCCCCAGCAGGGCGAAGGUAGGGGACACGGUGCGAAUCGCCGUUGAAGGAUUCCAGGUAGGAUCCACUGGGAACGAGGUGUUUCCCGAGCCCCUCUUCACUUGGACGCGCGUGGGGGGGCGUCUCCUGGACGGGAGUUUGGAACGGGACGGGUAUGAGCUGGUUCUAGAGCGGGUGCCAGCCGAACUUAACGGAUCCAUGUACCGCUGCACGGCUCAGAACCCCCUCGGCUCCACAGACACCCACACACGCCUAAUUGUGUUUGAAAAUCCCAGUAUGAUGAAGCACACUCAAAAUCAGAACAACGCUGCCUCCCACAAGGACGUUCUGGGACUGAUCGUGACCGUGCUGAUUCUCACAGUGACUGUGGAGCUAACGUGAGCCUCUGAAGCUCGCGCUCUGCCUGCCCUCCUCCGGUCCGUCUGUCCACCCGUCUGUCCACCAGGAAUCAGUACCUUCACCAGGGAGAAUUCCCUAUUUGUUUUCUGGACAAAACGAAAAACAAGACAGAAGAUAAAAUGACAUACAAGAAGGCAACAACAAAAAACACCUGCCCUCCCCUGUUUGUCUACUUGUCACACGUCUGCCUGUCUAUCAAUAAAAUCCGAUGUUUGAGAAAGGAAAAGUAAAAACUCUGGGCUUGGUUUAAUUCCUUCAGACAUAACCAUGUUUGUUUUUGUACAGUCAUCUUUGGAAUGGUGUGGGCAGGCCCACCAUUUUAUCUCCCAAAAUCCCACGGAGUCUCAUAUUGGCCCACUUAUAUUUCUAUGCACCUCCCAGUUGGCAACAAGGCAGCCCUUCUAGAACAUUUGUCCGGUCAUAUCUUCUUUCUUCUUGUUUUAGUAUUUCUUCCUUUUCCCCCUUUUUUUAAAAGUGACUAUGUUGGAGGAAACAAGAGGACUCUUUUCAGUGCUGUGAAACUGAUGUCACUUUCCCAGUUAGAAGAACAGAAGACCCCCACCACCCCAACCGCCUUUUUAAAUGUAUUUUUGUGUACAUCCCUGUAAAUAUAUAAAUUGAUAUAAAGGUUCAGCUUAGAGUGUUGGGCAGAGUGACAGUUUUGCCUCACAAAUUUUCACAAUUUCUGCUUGAACUGUAUCGGCUCUUUCCUAUGACUUCAAGAAACUCAACUUAGAUCAAGAAUAAACACUGAGUGCUGGUUUCCUAGACAUGGAGUAAGCCUAGUCCUAGACAAAAAGAAACAAAUCAAUGAAGAUCUCCAUUGAAAAAAGGUUUUAGUUUAGGACUAGGCUUAAUGUCUGGGAAAGCAGCCCUAAAAUACUAGCUUUUCAUUACUAUAAUUUAAUUGUAUUCAAUAAAUUAUAUCUGCUGUAUGGCAGGUUUUAAUCAAAAGCUGUUGUCUGCAUUUCAGGGUCAUGGUGCAUGAGACGUCUGACAAUUAUUUCUCAUUUCUCAUAAUCCAUGUGGGUGGGCCACAUUCAGCUGACCUGUAGUCCCAUGUUUCAUCUGUUACAUAUUAUAGUAAGUGACCUGCGUUGUGUACAAGUUCCUUUUCCUGGCAAAAUGUAUCGCAAGUUCCAUGUUUAGACGCCAUUUUGAUUUCAGCUGAGUGUAAACAGGGUGUUAUUUUUUUUACCAGCAGUAUUAAAAUGGGGAUUAUGAAUUUAA